Molecule: messenger RNA, 1608 nt
Organism: Rhipicephalus sanguineus (brown dog tick)
Lineage: Eukaryota; Metazoa; Arthropoda; Arachnida; Ixodida; Ixodidae
Gene: spn-A
Product: DNA repair protein RAD51 homolog 1
Exons: 5
Coding region: 223-1236 (337 amino acids)
Biological process (GO): mitotic recombination; DNA strand invasion; DNA recombinase assembly
Cellular component (GO): condensed nuclear chromosome
Molecular function (GO): double-stranded DNA binding; DNA strand exchange activity; ATP binding
Source: RefSeq, a predicted model, not a curated record
CUUGCCGCACUAACCCCUGAACAGUGAAUGGCGGGAUCUUCGCGUUCGCGUUCUGACUUGUUUUCCAGUUUGUACUAGCGGCGACGUGUAGAGCCUUCUUCGGCAAAGCGCCGAUAUUAUCCUUAAUAUCGGGAAACAGCUGCACACCCUAUCGGCAGCCGAUUUUAGUCGUGCUUUGCGUCGUGUGCGCCGCGUUCCUGGGACUCUGGACAAAGCACCAAGAUGACGGACGUCCAAGAAAGAGACGUCGUGGAUUACGACCAGGCAGAAAGCUUUGGGCCGUUGAAAAUCCAGAAACUCGAGGGCAAUGGCAUCGGGGCAGCAGACAUCCGUAAGCUCGAAGAGGCCGGCUUCCACACAGUCGAGGCUGUGGCUUACGCGCCCAAAAAGCAGCUGCUCACCAUCAAGGGCAUCAGUGAGGCCAAGGCCGACAAGUUGCUCGCCGAGGCGGCCAAGAUGGUGCCGCUUGGCUUCACCACGGCUACCGAGAUCCACCAGAAGCGGUCGGACAUCGUCCAGAUCACAACGGGCUCCAAGGAGCUCGACAAGCUGCUUGGCGGCGGCAUUGAGACCGGCUCCAUCACUGAGGUGUUUGGCGAGUUCCGCACGGGAAAGACGCAGCUGUGCCACAUGCUGGCCGUCACCUGCCAACUGCCCAUCGAACACAGCGGCGGUGAGGGCAAGUGCCUCUACAUCGACACCGAGGGCACCUUCCGGCCCGAACGCUUGCUCGCUGUGGCCGACAAGUAUGGCCUGUCGGGGCCCGACGUACUGGACAAUGUGGCGUAUGCGCGUGCGUACAACUCGGACCACCAGACACAGCUACUCAUUCAGGCAUCAGCCAUGAUGGCAGAGACCCGGUAUGCACUACUCAUAGUCGACUCGGCCACAGCACUGUACCGCACCGACUACUCUGGCCGGGGAGAGCUGAGUGCGCGGCAGAUGCACCUGGCACGGUUUCUGCGAAUGCUGCUCAGGCUGGCGGACGAGUUUGGCGUUGCAGUGCUCAUCACCAACCAAGUAGUUGCUCAGGUGGAUGGAGCCGCCAUGUUCUCUGCCGACCCCAAGAAGCCCAUUGGAGGAAACAUCAUGGCGCACGCUUCCACCACGAGGCUUUACCUGCGCAAGGGUCGUGGGGAGACUCGCAUCUGCAAGAUCUACGACUCGCCGUGCCUACCCGAGGCCGAAGCCAUGUUUGCCAUCACGCCCCAGGGCAUAUCCGACGUCAAGGACUGACACCUCCUAGUCAAGUAUACGCUGCACAUGCACUUGGACACUGCCAUCGCAUUGGUGAGACGUGACCCACAAUUGAUUGGCUGCACAUUACUAUACUGAACCUCAGUGGUUGCACACUUGUCGCUUCCUGAUGCAUCGACUGAAGAAAUGUCUGUAUGCUGGGACUAAGGCCAUCGAGUCCUACAGUGUAGCUUCGGGAUGUGGACCAACUAACUAAACAACCUCGUUUGCGUCCCCUUGGUGUGUUUUCGUGUGUGCUUCUUGGGAGAUUUUAUGCAAGUGCUCGACAGUGUUACCAUGAAAACUCAAGCAUAAUACAAAAGGGUAACAUUAGUUUUCUUUGCCACGUGCAGUAGACUCUCCUUAAACAGA